Aureobasidium pullulans EXF-150 is the source of this 597-nucleotide messenger RNA. RefSeq lists its product as uncharacterized. NCBI's taxonomy places the organism in Eukaryota, Fungi, Ascomycota, Dothideomycetes, Dothideales, Saccotheciaceae. The transcript is spliced from 2 exons. Gene Ontology annotation, molecular function: N6-methyladenosine-containing RNA reader activity; mRNA binding. The record is from RefSeq and is a predicted model, not a curated record. Gene Ontology annotation, cellular component: nucleoplasm. Gene Ontology annotation, biological process: regulation of alternative mRNA splicing, via spliceosome; mRNA splicing, via spliceosome. Bases 1 to 597 code for a protein of 198 amino acids.
AUGAAUGCUUUUCUGUUUAUCCACUCUUCUUUCCAACAUAUAAUAUCCCACUUUGUCUCUUUCCACACAGAACGCAUACGUGCAUUCAGAGCAUACUCGCUAACGUCUCCGACUCUUUCAGCAGCCCCACCAGCGAGAUUCUUCAUCAUCAAAAGCUGGAAUAUGCAAAAUGUUAUCGAAGCGCAACGCGAUGGAGUCUGGGCCACUCAGGAGAAAAAUACAGAAAUGUUUGCCGAGGCUUUCCACAGCUGUCGCUCUGUCGUGCUGCUAUUCAGCGUCAACAAAAGCAUGGCAUUCCAGGGCGCUGCCGUGAUGACGAGUCCGCCGUCUGCUACAGUCCCGCAACCAGCUUUCUGCAAAAAGCUAAAAUGGCCCACCUCACCACCCUUUCGUAUCCGUUGGAUCUGUACAACAUCUGUCCACUUCAAGUUCGUCGGACAUCUGAGAAACAUGUAUAACCCCAACGAUGACGGCGAGCCGCAUGCUGUACUUGUUGGCAAAGACGGACAGGAGGUCAGUACCUCUGCUGGAGAGGGUGUCGUUGAGAUCUUGAGGGCCAGAGAUGGCGAGGCAAGGGGCGAGGGAGAUAGACCUUGA